AUCAAAACCUCCAUCAAGGCCAUCGGCUGGCGCGAAGAGUUCAUCCAACCGUUGCGUGAGCUCGUAGCUCUCGUCCAUAACCUCACCAAACACACUUUCCUAUUCGCGAAAUACACUUUCCUGUCAGAGUUGUCAAAAAACGAUGGGUUCGAGCUUCACGCUUACGUCCAAGAAGGCUUUUUCGUUGAAGUCUUCCUCUCGGUCACAAACAGACGCACGAGAAGCAGCACCGUCAGAGCGGCGACCAGAACCUAUCGCGAUCUGAUCAAUCCGUAUGUCGAAUCGUUUUGCCGCCACGCAUCGUUCGCGCCACCAGAUCUACCAAACGCCCAGCAAAUUGCCCUAUAUCAAGCAAAGCAGAUAUAUACCGCUUACAUUAAUAAUAUCAAAGAACGAUUUGGACAGCAUUUGCGGCGAUAA
Messenger RNA from Radiomyces spectabilis, 420 nucleotides. RefSeq lists its product as uncharacterized. The transcript has a single exon. Lineage: Eukaryota; Fungi; Mucoromycota; Mucoromycetes; Mucorales; Radiomycetaceae. The record is from RefSeq and is a predicted model, not a curated record. The annotation marks the transcript as partial.